GCUAGUCUGUGGUAUUGAGGAAGGUGAGGCGGUUAACAGAGAGUCUGAGCGUAGGAACGUUACGCUACUAACAGCAAGUGUUGAAUGUCAUUCAUUACUACUAGUGGAGAUCAGAGGACUGUUCCCCGAUCGAUCUUGAACGGAAUAUUUGAUCUCGUCAUUCCCGGCAUAUAUGUGUGUCUGUAAUGUGACUUCCACCGAAACCGAAAGCAGGAUUAGUCUGUGAAUAUCAGCACCUGGACACACAUUUCAUUUACUUUUAAGAGUGAAUAUUCUGCUGUUUAUUGUAGAAGGGAAACAGGAGAGCAGUGACGGGCAGGGAAUCGAGCUUCCUCUCUGACUAGCACCUUGUUGUGAUGAUGACGGACUGGCUGUAAGGGGAAAGAACAGCACAAGUGUUGGAUGAUGAACUGGAAACACUUGAUUCAGAACCUCUGGCCUGUGCUUGCCCUUGCUGUGGCUGCAGAGAGGUUCAAAGUGAGCGGCCCUACUCACCCUGUCACAGCCACUGCUGGUUCCUAUGUGGUGCUGGACUGUAAGUGUUCCAUAUCCCUGCUGACAGAGGGUGUGGAGAUCAGGUGGUUCAAGACCAGGUUCGACUCCCCCGUUUACGUAUACAGAGGGGGACGACAUCAGAUAGAAGAGGAGGAUGAGGCCUACAGAUACAGAGCACACCUGUCUACGGAGCAGUUGAAGGAGGGAGAUGUUUCUCUCAGCCUGGCAGAUGUGCGGGUGACAGAUAAUGGAACCUACACGUGUUUUAUUGACUACGCCGGAUCACAGGAAGGCACAAAGAUACAAUUGCAGGUUAAAGCCCUUGGCAGCCAGCCAUUGGUUCACGUUGAGGAGGCCAAUGAUGGUUUGAGGCUGCUGAGUGAAUCCAGUGGUUGGUUCCCAAGACCAGAUGUUCUGUGGACUGAUGAUCAAGGACAAAACUUAACGUCAGUCAGUAUUACGACUGUCAGACAGGAUUCUAAAGGUUUCUUCAGCGUUGAAAGUCAAAUAGAAAUCACGCCAUCGACCAACACGAUCAGGUGUGUUAUUCGCACCGCAGAUAAUCAGCAAGAAGCAAAAUUGCAAAUUUCAGACCAGUUCUUUCCCAAAGUGCAAGUGGGUUUGGUGGUUUCCUCACUGCUCCUGGGACUUGCUAUAUUGGUGCUGAGUUUCCUUGUGAGGUACGGUGUAAAACAGCACCGAGCGAUCACAGCUCUUCAGAGAACACUGGCGAGAAAAAAGCUUCUGCGUGGUGCAGCUCCGGCCUCUGUGACUCUGGAUGCUGACACAGCGCAUCCGAGUCUCAUCCUGUCUCAGGACCGGACCAGCGUGAGAGACGGAGACACACCUCAGCAACUCACUAAUGACCCGAAGAGAUUUGAUACCUAUGUCUAUGUCCUGGGGUCUGAGGGCUUCACUUCAGGAAGACAUUACUGGGAGGUGCAGGUGGCCAACAAGACAAAGUGGGAUGUGGGAUUGGCCAGCGAGUCUGUCAACAGGAAAGGAAAGAUCAUACUGUCACCAGAAACUGGAUUCUGGGUUGUGAAGCUGAGAAACGGGGAUGAAUAUAAAGCUUGUACCUUACCUCGAAUCCGACUGCCCCUGACAGAGAGACCCGGGAAGCUGGGAGUUUACCUGAACUAUGAGGGGGGAGAGGUGACAUUUUACAACGCUGAUAACAUGUCUCAUCUCCACAUUUUCACUCAGACUUUCACUGAGAAACUUUAUCCUUUCUUCAAUCCCGGUGAUGAUGACGGUAGGAAAAACUCUGAGCCUCUGAGGAUCUGUCGGGUGACAGAAUAGUGAGGAGGAAACCCUCAGCCGUGACCUAUGUUUGGCUUUGAUGGCCACAAGGCUGGAAACUUUUAUAAGCUGUGUCAUGAUACAAUAAAGCUUGCGGUUUAUAUUACACCGUU
Molecule: messenger RNA, 1910 nt
Organism: Callorhinchus milii (elephant shark)
Lineage: Eukaryota; Metazoa; Chordata; Chondrichthyes; Chimaeriformes; Callorhinchidae
Product: butyrophilin subfamily 2 member A2-like
Exons: 9
Coding region: 403-1797 (464 amino acids)
Molecular function (GO): protein binding
Source: RefSeq, a predicted model, not a curated record